Molecule: messenger RNA, 1297 nt
Organism: Colossoma macropomum (tambaqui)
Lineage: Eukaryota; Metazoa; Chordata; Actinopteri; Characiformes; Serrasalmidae
Exons: 8
Coding region: 128-1297 (389 amino acids)
Source: RefSeq, a predicted model, not a curated record
AUUGUGUUCUGGAACCAGACAAACUGCAGGUCAUCGUUGUACUGCUGCUGGUGUGGACGGGAGCCUCUCACAAGUGAUCAGAGUGGAGGCUGCAUCUGGCUGCUUUGAUCUUUGUUCUCUGGACUAAAUGAAAAUGCUGGUCAUCUUUGGAAUCCUGCUGAUGUUCACAGAAGCUGGAAUGGGUUUGCUGUUCAUGAACCCUGAUUGUAGAUUUAAUCAGAGCGAUCCAUGUUAUGGAGCUGUGGGACGACCACUGUACCUGCAGCUGCCAUCUGAGGAUGAAUUACAGUUACUGAAGAACAUGAGUGGAUCUCCUCCUGAUCACAUUUUCAGACUUAGAAACCAAAAAAUCACACAAAACUUUUCAGAUUAUCCAAGUUGGCAGUUUGUUACUAAUAACAGCAUCAUGAUAAUAAGCAGUGCAGAGAAAAGAGACUCAGGAAGAUACAUUUUAGAAAUAUUUGAUUCAGCAGGGAGAGACAGAGGUAUUUAUCAUCUCCAGCUGGUUAUUGAAGAUGUGGUGUCCUCAGUGACUGUGACGGACAACUGCUUCUCCAUUGAGAACAGGACAGUGUCUUGUUCCUCUGAUGGAGAGAAUGUCCACUACAGCUGGACUUUCCAACAUACACACCAACUGAUUGAUGGGAACCAGACUCUUCUGCUGGACAAGGAAGCUGUUGGAAAUGUGACCUGUUAUGCACAAAAUCAUGUUAGCCGUGAACACAAAACUAUUGAACUACAACAGUGUCCUGAUCCUACAACUGUGACCCCCACUACAACUCCAAAGUCCAAAAUGACCCAGAUGACACAAUCAAGCAAAGGUAUAACUCUUGGAGUGUCUGAUAAAGAGGCUCAGACCCCCACUCAUAAUCACACCUCCAAUCCUCAAGUUCCUCUCAGUUUUCAGAAUCCUACAACUGUGACCCCGACUACAACCCCAAUGUCCAAAAUGACCCAGAGGAUGCAAUCAAGCAAAGAUCCUACAACUGUGACCCCGACUACAACCCCAAUGUCCAAAAUGACCCAGAGGAUGCAAUCAAGCAAAGGUAAAACUCUUGAAGUGACUGAUAAAGAGGCUCAGACCCCCACUCAUAAUCACACCUCCAAUCCUCAAGUUCCUCUCAGUUUUCAGAAUCCUACAACUGUGACCCCGACUACAACCCCAAUGUCCAAAAUGACCCAGAGGAUGCAAUCAAGCAAAGGUAAAACUCUUGAAGUGACUGAUAAAGAGGCUCAGACCCCCACUCAUAAUCACACCUUCAAUCCUCAAGUUCCUCUCAGUUUUCAGAGUAAGUGA